Messenger RNA from Danaus plexippus (monarch butterfly), 2174 nucleotides. RefSeq lists its product as uncharacterized. Bases 89 to 1966 code for a protein of 625 amino acids. Lineage: Eukaryota; Metazoa; Arthropoda; Insecta; Lepidoptera; Nymphalidae. The transcript is spliced from 14 exons. The record is from RefSeq and is a predicted model, not a curated record.
AUACGAUAACCCCUCAGGCUCAGAUCAAUUAGUUUAUCAUCAACAAUUAACAACUUAAGUCAGUUGUUAUCGAGUCGUGAGAGUGAACAUGCGCCUUUUGUGGUUCUGUGUUAUAUUACAAGUUGUCACAGCGCAGGCUGGCUUCGGGAGGUCUUAUAUGGGAAACUCGAGACUGUGUCGUGAAUGGAGUUGUUUUAAUAAAAAGUUAAAUUUAACGGACUCGCUGCCACCGAAAGAGCAUUAUGGAUUAAUUUUGAAAAACCGUUUUCCGGAAAGUUGGCAGAAUGUCGUGGAUUCAGCGCUAGAAGUCUGUUAUGGGAAGCGAUCUAGAAAAUACACUAACACUUGCCCGGGACAGGCAAUUAUGUUUUGUGUCAUGGAUCAAGCAGUAAUGAACUGCCCAAUUAAUAGUUUGACGACGGAUUCUUGCACUCCACUGUCAUCCCUUGCGGGAUACAAUUACAUGUUUUCACAGAGCCGUUACGAGAACUUAGAGCAGAAUUUGAAAUUAGACAGGCGUCCUCCGGCGUUUUUGCGAAACUAUUACCAUACAACAUGUUGUGACGUACCAGAUAUAUUUGAAGAGGAUAUGCUCAAAGAAUGUGGUUUCGAAAGAUUCGUUCACUAUAACGUUCACGGAGUGCAACAAAAAGAAGCAAAUGUCGAAUUUCAUACAACUAGUCCGAUCACGUCUACGAGCGAAAUAUCCAAUGAGUUCAUACAUGAUGAGAACCUUAAUGAAGUAGCUGGAGAUGAGUCUGAAGAUCCGUUAGACUGCUGCGAUGUGAGCGGCUUUAUAGAGCCGUCCUGGAAGUCUGAAUGCGGUUUUCAGCUUAAAUGGGAUGUGAAGAACAGACUUACAAUAUUAAAUAGCGAUGUACCCACCAGCACCGCCUCGUCCUUGAGAGAUAUGGACGUUAAAGUGGUGCCAAUAACUUGUGAAAACCAGCAGUGUAUUUUUGAUCGAUUGGGAAUUACUAAGUCAGGAGAAGUAGAUGUGGACAAAUUUGUAAAACUGUUGGACAAUAUGACGAAUAGGGAACCGCUGUGGAAUAGAGCCAAGGAGAGAGUUUUGGCCAGUUGUCUGCGGAAACCGCUCAUUGGAUAUGAGAGUGAUUGUGAGAUUAAUGGCAUCCUGAGCUGCACUUUGGACGUUCUGUCAGAGAAUUGUCCGCACGAAACCAGAGAGGAUCAGUGCAAAAAUUCCACAAAUAGCAAGGAAGGCGUCAUUUGUCACAUAAGCUCCUCAAAAUAUGGACCGAAAAACCGCCGUCAAUUUUGCAACAUACCCGACCUAGUCCGGAGAGAUAUUCUUGAUGCCUGCGGCGUUAGUUCCAUCUUCAAGAUAGAGUACGUGCUCCCUCAGAGUGUGGAUCAUGGCUGGGGUCCAGGAGUUAACUGCAAGGAAUCAACAGUAUCUGCUAACUGUUUGAUGAACAAGAUGGGUGUUUUAAAUAAAUACGGAUUCAUAGAUUACUUUAAGAUGAAGGAUAAGAUGAGAUCAUAUAGCGAGAGACUCGCAGCAUCCAUUUACGAUCUUUAUACCAGCUCCUUUAUCAACACGCCCUAUUACAAAGAUCACUGCAGUUCUCCUAAGAAGCUAUUAAACGUGAUUGACUCGAUAUUAUUAACGUGUCCGACACAGAACCGCAAAAAAACAAAAAAAUGCGACAAAAUAUUUACGGAAAUGAAGAAUAUGAUAACAGAUAAAAUCGCCCGAGACAAAAUUGACGAAAUAUUGAAUCAUAAUAAAAAUUACUAUCUGUCAACAAAUUAUAUGGCUAAAGUUAGUGCGCAGAAAACCAAACUGACACCACUGUAUGACUUCGGCAUCCUGUCCAGUAAUAACAUACCACCGGUUAAAGUUAUUGAUGUCACACCAAAGUUCUUAUUAUAUCCCGUCCAUACAACUAUUAACAGUUCGACAUUAUUUUCUUUACACAAUGACGGCGUCUUUCGCGGUUAGACAUUGACAAGUUAACAAUGUUGCAAGCACUAUUUAGAUAUAAAUUAAGUAUUACUUUUUUGAUAUGUCAACACUGACGCCGUACGGUAAAUUAAUUCCUUCUAUUAUGUAGUAAGUAGUAUUAAACUGUAAGAUUAUUUAAAAUCAAUUGGUUCAUUAAUUUUAAGGUUAUUUUAAUGUUAAAAUAAAAAAUAUUUUUGAAGCAAAA